Molecule: messenger RNA, 321 nt
Organism: Besnoitia besnoiti
Lineage: Eukaryota; Apicomplexa; Conoidasida; Eucoccidiorida; Sarcocystidae
Exons: 2
Coding region: 1-321 (106 amino acids)
Source: RefSeq, a predicted model, not a curated record
AUGGACUGCUGGAAGGCUGAGGUAGCGACGCAAGCCAGUCGGCUACUCGGGAACUUGGCGCAACCCCAGGAACCUCUAAUGGACUGCUGGAAGGCUCCAGUAGUGGUGCAACCCCUUCGUCUUCCUCGGGGCUUGGCAACUCCCUGGGAACGUCUGUUUGGAGCGCCGCAGUCGCCUCAGCGUCUGCCUCCCGAGGGUUUUUUCAAAGUUCGUCCACCGGCGUCUGGAGGGCGCUUAGGCGCAGAGCUUGAGACUCUUCGAGCAGAUGCGGUUUCGCCCACAUGCCGGCCGGAGAAUCCUGCAGUGCCUCGUGCCGGCUAA